Messenger RNA from Prorocentrum cordatum, 1113 nucleotides. The record is from the annotation of a GenBank genome assembly. NCBI's taxonomy places the organism in Eukaryota, Dinophyceae, Prorocentrales, Prorocentraceae.
GUCAUCUUCUUUCUCCAGAGGGCCUCGCUCGCGUUGAGAAGCACCGCCCCGACGCGUACGACCACGACAGCAGCUCAAUACCGCAUCGAGGCAAUCUUUCACAUGUUGAGCGCUCAUGCUAUUUUGUACAGCACGGCGCACGACACAUUUUAUUUGGCAGCCGGACGAGCCAGGAGCGGAGGCGUGCGCGAUGUGCGGAGGGCAGCCGUGCAAGCCCGGCCAAUCCGCGGGAGGCCGCGCGGCGCCGACCCGCACGAGGCUUGCCGAGCCAGCGGCACGGACUGACUCAAGCAGUGGCGAGGCGUCCUGGCUCGCCUACAGAAUGCCGGGACGGUCGGUCCCUGCUCAACUGACUGGCAUCAGUUCACCAGAGCAUCCAUAUCACAGAAAACCGAAAAAGACAACGGCAUGAGCACCAACUUUCGGAACUCCUCGCGGACUUCCAGACCGGCGCAGGGGGGGGUCCAAUGCAGAUGCAAGAACAAUUCGCGUGGGCGUGGAACAACUUCUGCUUGUGUAGUUUGUUCUUCCUCCAGAGUGAGCUGAGGGCCCCUUCAGGAACGCGCGUCGGGGCACUGUCUUCUGAGCGGCGCGUGCAGCAUAUGCCCAGAACGUAUGUGUCGAAGACGGGCUCCCAGUGCAUCAGCCCCGCGGUGCUUUUCGCCCAGCUUUGGCGACGCUUGCCAGAACGAGGACGAGGCUCAGCCCUCGGACGUGCUCCGGUGCGCCCCGUGGCGGCACGCGUGAUCCGGACUCGCCCCGAGGCCGCAGCGGUUGCAGGGAGCUUCGAGGCCUCGAGUCGCCUGUGCUGGAGAGCCUGACAGGGGUCGACGGAGUGGCACUGCUGCACGGCGCGCGCUGGGCCACUGGAUGCACGACACAGGUCGAUCCCCUACUCGAUGGCUGCGUGCAUGCGGAGUGAUGCUUGUGGGGCCAUGCGACUGCCGCGUGCAAAAAGAGCGCAGCCACGAUCCAGUGAGUCUUCUGGUCUCGGGCGCACGGAUGUUUCAGUGUUCUGGACGUGCGGGUUCCGCCCCUUGCCAGGCGCGUGCAAGCUUUUGGAUCGGUCAAAGCCAGCUGGAUAGCCAAGCGAAGCUUGGUGGCCCUGUUUUC